Molecule: messenger RNA, 888 nt
Organism: Toxotes jaculatrix (banded archerfish)
Lineage: Eukaryota; Metazoa; Chordata; Actinopteri; Toxotidae
Gene: srp19
Product: signal recognition particle 19
Exons: 5
Coding region: 167-592 (141 amino acids)
Biological process (GO): SRP-dependent cotranslational protein targeting to membrane, signal sequence recognition; SRP-dependent cotranslational protein targeting to membrane
Cellular component (GO): signal recognition particle, endoplasmic reticulum targeting
Molecular function (GO): 7S RNA binding
Source: RefSeq, a predicted model, not a curated record
AGUUUGUCAACAGUCAGUGAGUGUGGUAGUAAAGCGGCCAUAUGGCUGCGUGUUUAACGCACAGACCGUAUGUAACAGGAAGAAUAUAAAGAUCUUUGCAUACAGUCUAUGAUUUUACGGCAGAGAUCAAACCGUCGCUGUAUCCAGUCCAGAUCCGGACAGAACCAUGGCCCAUCUGACACAGAACCCCGCUGAUAAAGAGAGGUUCAUCUGCCUCUAUCCAGUCUACAUCAACAGUAAGAAGACGCUGGCUGAAGGACGCAGGAUCCCCACAGAGAAGGCUGUGGAGAAUCCGUCCUGCGCUGAGAUCAGAGACGUCCUGACGGCCGCUGGGAUGAACGUCUACGUGGAGAACAAAAUGCAUCCGAGGGAGUGGAACAGGGACGUCCAGUUCAGAGGUCGCGUCAGAGUUCAGCUGAAACAGGAAGAUGGCAACCUGUGUGUGGAGAAAUUCAGCUCCCGUAAAGAUGUGAUGUUUUACGUGGCGGAGAUGAUCCCUAAACUAAAGACUCGGACCCAGAAGAGUGGAGGAGGAGACACCAGCUCUCAGCAGGGAGAGGGAGGGAAGAAGAGCAAGAAAAAGAAGAAAUAGACACAUGGCUUUUUUUUUUUUUUUAUUCUGAGGGUUAUUGCUUCGAGGACAUUGAUUAUUGAUCAGGUUCAGGUAUGUUUUGUGUGUGUUUUGUGAAGGUGAGGAGACGUUGGUGCAGUCUCCUUCCAAAACGAAAACCUGUCCUUGUGCUCGCAGCUCGUCAGGUUGUUCAGCAGAGGAAACUCGGUCAGACAGAGGAAGAUGUGCAUCUGUGUUUCUGUUUAACACCUUCCUCCACAUUUUUGUUAAAUUUUCUGGGUCGUUCAGGACCAGAUGAAUAAAUAGUUACAUCAGUA